This is a messenger RNA of Eurypyga helias (sunbittern), 288 nucleotides long. RefSeq names its product pleckstrin homology domain containing, family J member 1 (gene PLEKHJ1). Gene Ontology annotation, biological process: endosome organization; receptor recycling; retrograde transport, endosome to Golgi. Gene Ontology annotation, cellular component: early endosome; trans-Golgi network; recycling endosome. The transcript has 4 exons. Lineage: Eukaryota; Metazoa; Chordata; Aves; Eurypygiformes; Eurypygidae. The record is from RefSeq and is a predicted model, not a curated record. The annotation marks the transcript as partial.
CCCAUCGGAGCUCUGCUGCUGGAGCACUGCAGGAUCACCAAAGAGGAGGAGAACGUCUUCUCCAUCAGUUUCAUUGAGGAGCCGGAGAGGAAGUACUGCUUCGAAUGUGACAGCAGAGAGCAGUGUCAGGAGUGGAUCGAGGCACUCAAGCGAGCCAGCUAUGAGUUCAUGAGGAGGAGCUUGAUUUUCUACCGGAACGAGAUCCAGAAAAUGACGGGGAAGGACCCCCUGGAGCAGUAUGGGAUCUCCGAGGAAGCCCGCUUCCAGCUGGGAACACACAAGCCAUAA